AGAGGCGUAGACAUCACGUAAUACUCACUCGGGUCCAGACUGAAGCCUGUACCACUGCCUGCGAAGGAACUGAACAGACGGAUAAGCUGCCUGAGUCGGUUACAUUCUCCUCCCUUUCACAUUUGAAGCAGGAACCGUCCUUAAAGAUAUCAACAUGCGCGAAAUUGUUCACCUGCAAGCCGGACAAUGCGGAAAUCAGAUUGGAGCGAAGUUCUGGGAGGUGAUCAGCGAUGAGCACGGCAUUGACCCAACAGGCUCCUACCAUGGAGACAGUGAUCUGCAGCUGGACCGAAUCAGCGUAUACUACAACGAGGCCUCAGGGGGAAAAUAUGUGCCAAGGGCCGUCCUGGUGGAUCUGGAGCCCGGCACCAUGGACUCGGUUCGCUCCGGACCCUUCGGACAGAUCUUCAGACCCGACAACUUCGUCUUUGGCCAGAGUGGAGCAGGAAACAACUGGGCUAAGGGCCACUACACGGAGGGGGCCGAGCUGGUGGACUCGGUCAUGGACGUGGUGAGGAAGGAGGCGGAGAGCUGCGACUGCCUGCAGGGCUUCCAGCUCACCCACUCCCUGGGCGGCGGCACCGGCUCCGGCAUGGGCACCCUGCUCAUCAGCAAGAUCCGUGAGGAGUACCCCGACCGCAUCAUGAACACCUUCAGUGUGGUGCCCUCUCCCAAGGUGUCAGACACAGUGGUGGAGCCCUACAACGCCACCCUCUCCGUCCACCAGUUGGUGGAGAACACAGACGAGACCUACUGCAUCGACAACGAAGCUCUGUACGACAUCUGCUUCCGCACGCUCAAGCUGACCACGCCCACCUACGGCGACCUCAACCACCUGGUGUCGGCCACCAUGAGCGGCGUCACCACCUGCCUCCGCUUCCCCGGCCAGCUCAACGCCGACCUCCGCAAGCUGGCCGUCAACAUGGUGCCCUUCCCCCGCCUCCACUUCUUCAUGCCGGGCUUCGCCCCGCUCACCAGCAGGGGGAGCCAGCAGUACCGCGCCCUGUCCGUGCCCGAGCUCACGCAGCAGAUGUUCGACGCCAAGAACAUGAUGGCGGCGUGCGACCCGCGCCACGGGCGCUACCUGACGGUGGCCGCCGUGUUCCGCGGCCGCAUGUCCAUGAAGGAGGUGGACGAGCAGAUGCUCAACGUGCAGAACAAGAACAGCAGCUACUUCGUGGAAUGGAUCCCCAACAACGUGAAGACGGCCGUGUGCGACAUCCCGCCACGCGGCCUGAAGAUGUCCGCCACCUUCAUCGGCAACAGCACCGCCAUCCAGGAGCUGUUCAAGCGCAUCUCCGAGCAGUUCACCGCCAUGUUCCGCCGCAAGGCCUUCCUCCACUGGUACACCGGCGAGGGCAUGGACGAGAUGGAGUUCACCGAGGCGGAGAGCAACAUGAACGACCUGGUGUCCGAGUACCAGCAGUACCAGGACGCCACCGCAGAGGAGGGGGAGUUUGAGGAGGAGGGAGAGGAGGAAGCGGCCUAAUGUGGACGUUCUCUGCCCAAUGUCUCUGCUCGUCUGUACUCUAAGUCCCGUUUCCCUCUAGCCGUCCAUCUUCUCCAUCCCUCUGCCGAUCUGUUCGGCUCUUCCUCCUGACCCCCAUCAGCCUCUCUUCCUCCUCCUUGACCUGUUCCCUUUCUCCUCUCUCUGUACGCACCACUGCCCUUCACUGGCCUGCUAGUCAAGAGAAGGGCUCACAACAUUCACUUUUCCCGAUCUCUGUCGAGUCGUUUAGAGGUAGAUUUAACACACCAGAAGUGGUGCUUGUGGUUGAUAGGCACUAGAUUAUUUUUUGUCAUCCCAUUCAUUACAACAUACUUAAUUCAGAUACUUCUUUGGUCCCGAUAUUACUUCUUACUAAGUUGGCGAUAAGACGAUUGCCAUUGGUUCAAAUAAAGUUGUGGAGUUAA
Messenger RNA from Gadus macrocephalus (Pacific cod), 1914 nucleotides. Its product is annotated as tubulin beta-4B chain-like. Gene Ontology annotation, biological process: mitotic cell cycle; microtubule cytoskeleton organization. Gene Ontology annotation, molecular function: GTPase activity; GTP binding; structural constituent of cytoskeleton. Bases 155 to 1489 code for a protein of 444 amino acids. The record is from RefSeq and is a predicted model, not a curated record. Lineage: Eukaryota; Metazoa; Chordata; Actinopteri; Gadiformes; Gadidae. Gene Ontology annotation, cellular component: microtubule; cytoplasm. The transcript is spliced from 5 exons.